Molecule: messenger RNA, 3228 nt
Organism: Parastagonospora nodorum SN15
Lineage: Eukaryota; Fungi; Ascomycota; Dothideomycetes; Pleosporales; Phaeosphaeriaceae
Exons: 3
Coding region: 145-2802 (885 amino acids)
Source: RefSeq, a predicted model, not a curated record
GCCUAUGACCGCCUCACGAAUGAUUUGAACGCUGCAUUCUAAUCUCCUUAAUUCCUACACCGCAGCGCCGCCGCACCCAAGUUCUGCGCUACCCCGAACGCCGCUUUCUCUGAGUGCACCAUCUGGCAUUCCGCAACAUUCACAAUGGCCGACACAAACAAGGCAGAGGAGAAAGACAUCCGGCCGACGAGCUCACACAGCUCGGAUAGAGAGGGUGACGACUUUGAGGACGCAUCGGAGAUUACCCCUCGCCCCGACUCCCACUCCGAACGCUCACGAUCCUCACGGUCGCUCAUCAGCAGACCCGGCUCGUCGUCUUCCACCGCGCAAGAUAGCAGAGCAGACUCGCCAGUCCCCGAAGUACCGAGCAUACCCAGAAAUGUAGACGGCAAAGCAGAGCCCGCCAGCGGGGAUGCGGCGCCCACAAAAUCGCCGCUGCUCACAGCACACCGGAUAUCCGUGACAUCAGACAUGGACGACGUGUCGCUGGACGGAGAGGGCGCAAAAGCACUCCCAAAAUUACCCCCGCGAGACUCCCGAGACUCAACCACAAUGCAGGGCUUGUCCGGCCGCAUGUCGCCCGUCAAGUUCCCUCCACCACCGCCGCCGCCUGCACAGGAGAAGCCUGCCCCACCACCCCCAGCCGGACGGAAACUGACUAGCCCCUUCUCGUGGCUGUCCCGGAACACCUCAAAUAAGAAGGCCGACUCACCACCUGCGCCCUUGGCCGACAGAAGAAACACAAAUGCUUCCGUAAACACACUUGGCAGCAACCCCGAACUCACGCUGAGCAGAAUCGACGACGAAGGCGAUAUGCGGUCGAACAACCGGUCGAGCCAGGGCAGUCUGCGCGACCGAUUCAAGUUCUUGAGGAUGCGGGAAGAGGCUGGUAUAACCAUGGAUGAGGGCAUGACCGAGUCUGGCGAGGCUGGGCUUGUUGGCCGUACCACCAGCAUCAACCUUGGAAUUGGCAGCCCCACGGGCAUCGCUGCAGACGACCACGCAUCAGGACCGACAAGUCCAGCUGCUGGACCUACCCGACAACCGACAAUCAACCCGGCUUUGGCUCCCGGUACCGCUGCAGGCUUUGCGUCUGGUCCUGCUGGAGAUAUCGCUGAGCCUGUAGACUGGGACCUGUGGCAGUCUGUUGUUAACGAGGGGCCGACCGCCAUCGCACGCACCAGUUCCGAGGAACUCAGUCGUGCCAUUGCCAACGGUAUCCCUCAGGUCAUUCGUGGCGUCAUCUGGCAGGUCCUUGCGCAAAGUAAAAGUGAAGAACUGGAGGGCAUGUAUCGGGAGCUUGUUGCGCGGGGAACAGACAAGGAGCACAUGACUGUAAAGACACCCAACACGAGCGCUCCAACCAAUGGCAACGGAAGAGAGAAAGACUCCGUUGCUUCAUCCUCCUCCUCAGUACACUCGGACGCCUCGACGCCCGCAACUACCAAUGGAAGCUCAAAUGCCCCUCUUCCAUCACCAUCAGUCACAUCGGAUUCGUUCGAAGAUCCUCUCAAGGCGCAAGCAAGGCUUGCCGCCGAGCGAAAACAGAGCGCCAUCGAAGUAUCAAAGUUGGAGAAGACUAUCAAACGUGAUCUGGGUGCAAGGACGAGCUACUCCAAAUACGUCAUGGCAGCCGGUCUUCAGGAUGGUCUUUUUGGCAUCUGCAAAGCCUAUGCCCUGUACGACGAAGCUGUGGGCUACGCUCAAGGCAUGAACUUCAUUGCCAUGCCCCUAUUGUUCAACAUGCCAGAGGAAGAGGCCUUCAGCCUGUUUGUCACUUUGAUGAACAAGUAUGGCCUUCGCGACCUUUUCGUCGCGGACAUGGCAGGGCUCCAUCUUCAUCUUUACCAGUUUGAGCGUCUUCUCGAGGAGUUCGAGCCCGCCCUCUACUGCCAUCUUCGCCGAAGAGAGGUCAAGCCCCAACUCUACGCCACACAAUGGUUCCUAACACUGUUUGCGUACCGCUUCCCUCUGCAGCUGGUGCUACGUAUCUACGAUUUGAUUCUCAGCGAGGGCCUUGAGCUGGCCAUCUUGAAGUUUGGCAUCGUGCUUAUGCAGAAGAACGCCGAAGCACUGCUCGGCAUGAAAGACAUGUCGACGCUUACGACCUUCCUCAAGGAGAAACUGUUCGAUGUGUACAUCGACAAGGCUCCCUCCGCCAACUCCAUCUUGGAGAAUGGUUUCUUCGGUUCAACGGCCGGUAUCGACAAGGAGGUGUACCGCGCUGAUAUGCUCGUCAAGGACGCUGUCGCCAUAAAGAUCUCACCCGAGAUGCUUAAGCAGUAUACCGCAGAGUGGAAGGAACAACGGCGGAUCGAUAAAGAUCGCGAGACUGAACUACACGGCCUGAAAGACAGAGUCGCAUCUCUGGAGACGAAGGUGCGACUGCUUGAGAACCGUGCCGAGCAGUCCGACAUGGAGCAUGUUCAAGUCGCGUCUGAAUUGAUCAAGACCAAGGUUGAGAACGAGCAAAUAGCAGAAGAGAACGAAACCUUGAAGACAAAGGUUGAGGAGCUGCAAAAGAUCGUGGACACUCAAGCCGAGGAGGUCGAAGCGCGGCUGAAGAGCGAGAUGGAGACAGUGAUGCAGAAGAACAUUGUGGUCCACAACGAAAACCGAGCUCUCGAAGAACAGAUGGCAGAAAUGGAAAAGGAGCUGGUGGCGGCGAAGAUGGAGUGGGCAACCGUGAGUUUACUGCAUGCAUUCGGCAAGCAGCGAGCGUAUCUAACACAAACGCAGAUCAACGAAGAGCACGAGAAACUCACGCAAAAAUGGAACAGCAUCUCUAACAUGAUGAAGUAAUCAUGCUGAGUAUUGUUCUGUUUAUAUACACGCUGAGAUUGACUUGCGUUAGCAAGCCAGCGUCGUAUCCGAGCACCAUCUAUUCGCCAACACGGAAAAGUUCAUGAUUUACAUUUCAUGUCAAUAUUCGCUGCCGUUCUCGCAGGACGCAUUCGUUCGUCCUCUUUGCUUAGGCACGUUUGGAACCAGCGUGGUCCAUCUACCACACGUUCAUCUAUACCCAUGACAUCGAAGACUCAACGCGUUACGAUAAGUUUCUUUUUUUUCUGAAUUCAAGUGUCUCUGGAUAAGGCAUAGGUGCUGGAGUAGUGCAUGAAAUGGUGUUUGGGUAACAAUUUCGCGAUAUCGCUGUGACCGCGACGCAGCAUCGUAGUGAUAGUUUCUAGUUUCUAGUUAUCAUAGAAUGAUGAACCAUUCAAUUAUGUU